Molecule: messenger RNA, 1076 nt
Organism: Paraglomus brasilianum
Lineage: Eukaryota; Fungi; Glomeromycota; Glomeromycetes; Paraglomerales; Paraglomeraceae
Source: the annotation of a GenBank genome assembly
ACACACUUAAAUUCAAGGUCUAUAUUAGGAAAAAUUAUUCUUCAGACAAUACCAACAACUACUCCACAUACUAUCGUUAUCAGAGCAAGAAAAUUUUCACAACACCUUCCAACACGGACAUGAAAACUUCCACUGAGUUCUCAGUAUCUUCCUCCGCAUCUUCUUCAGCAUACAAAAAAAGGCUUGGAAUAACCCUUGAUGUUGUAGAGUUAGCAAAGAAAUCCUUGUUCGAAUCAGCCAAAAUGGAGGAAAAACGCAAACCUGAAUCUAGUGAAGUCAUUGUCAAAGAAGACGUGUCGCUUGAUGACUUUCUGGAUUACCGCAAAAGUGACUUGAGGCUUCCGGUCCGCCUAUAUCUUCGUGAUGGGAAAAUCAUAAUCAAUGAAAUACCUACAGUGAUUCGUGCAACGGUAAUAGCAUUGUUCAAUGUAUUGAUGGGUAGUUGGAACUGUCAGGAUUUGCGGUAUGGUGUCGAUACGACCAUGAUUCUGAACCAAAACAACGUGAAAGAGCCUGAUUUAUGGGUCCGACCAGUACAGCGUCCUCGGCCUCCACUCGCACAGGCAAUGGAUAGAUUUGGAACGCCAUACCCAACAAUGAUAGUUGAAGUCGGCCAUACACAGGGUCUUCCUGACAUGCAUCGGAAGGUAGAACUUUACUUUGAUGUUCGAACCACAAUCCAGAUUGUGCUGACUAUCAAGAUAUACAAACCUCGUGUGGAUCAUACUGCUGCGAUGAUUGCUGCGCUGUACCUUCGAACGAGCCCGUCACCACUGAUUCCAGUCGAUGUCAGGUCUUUUGGGACGUCAGGACCUGCAAAUGUUUCUAAAUACUAUGUCUACAAUGAUAUGGGGGUUCCUCAUCAUAUUUUCAUGGGUGUUGGACUCUCUGAUAUCAAUAAUAAUCCUUUCCCUCCUUGUGCAAUGGCUGGUAUUCCAGCUUACCAAAUGAAUAUUCCUGCGACAGAACUUUUUGAUGGAGAUCCUACUGGUGUUCCUGCAUCAGCGAUUGGUGGAUUCAACUUAGACUUGUGGGAAUUUCAAGUUGUAAUACGGGAAUCAUUUAACAUACCCUAG